AUGAGCGGUACAGAGGAACUACCCCGACCCGGGUACAAAAAAGACGACGAUGAAGCUGAGUAUCGUUGCGGAGAGGCACGGUUUGGGUUCCACAAACCGAAGGAAGAUGCUAAGCAGGCAGGGUCGCAUAAACUGGUUGCACGAAGCAAGAUCUUGAUCGGCGACGAGAGGUCUGGGCAGGGAGUGGAGAGUUUGGUAGGUUACAGUGGCCGAGCGAACGUAUACCUUGUGUGUGUCGUUGACGCGGGCAAGAUCCCGCUCAAUGAGAACAGGACUGCUGAUGACUUCGUGGACCUUGGGAACCUAUUGCAAUGGACGAAGACGAAGAGCAAGACAGGCCAGAGACUACGUAGGAAGGGCAGCCAAAGAGCCUACCCUCAGGAGCUGUUGGUGGGAGAGUGA
Messenger RNA from Gregarina niphandrodes, 402 nucleotides. RefSeq lists its product as hypothetical. The record is from RefSeq and is a predicted model, not a curated record. The transcript is spliced from 2 exons. Lineage: Eukaryota; Apicomplexa; Conoidasida; Eugregarinorida; Gregarinidae. The coding region runs from base 1 to 402 and encodes 133 amino acids.